Molecule: messenger RNA, 3118 nt
Organism: Nothobranchius furzeri (turquoise killifish)
Lineage: Eukaryota; Metazoa; Chordata; Actinopteri; Cyprinodontiformes; Nothobranchiidae
Gene: kdsr
Product: 3-ketodihydrosphingosine reductase
Biological process (GO): sphingolipid biosynthetic process
Cellular component (GO): endoplasmic reticulum membrane
Molecular function (GO): 3-dehydrosphinganine reductase activity
Source: RefSeq, a predicted model, not a curated record
AUGCGGAAGUGAUUUAGGCUCUCUAGACAGACACCGCUUUGUUACGAGGCGCUAAAGUCCACCGCUGCACGACAACCUCACCGUUAUACGUCUUUGAUAAACUGCCAAAACCCGGACCGACUCCUCCUCUGAGGUCGACGUUUCUCCGCCCCCGUCUCACGGCCGUCGCCUGCUCGUAUCCCCGAUAAUCUGACCCCAGAAACUGGCCUGCUAGUUAGCAAGCAAGCUAAGGUUUACCCCAUGUCCUCUGAAGAAGGGUUGAGCUCCACGAUAACAGAGUGGCUCUUCGUCAGUUCCUGGUGGCUCCUCUUGCCGUUCAUUAUGCUACUUGUGGUGGCUGCUUUCAUCGUUGCCUUCGUGUUGCUGCUGUACAUGAUAUCGCCUCUCAUUAGUCCGAAGCCUCUGAAACUAAACGGGGCCCACGUCGUGGUGACAGGGGGAUCCAGCGGGAUCGGGAAAAGCAUUGCAAUGGAAUGCUACAGGCAAGGAGCCUUCAUCACACUGGUGGCACGAGACGAGGAGAAAUUACUCAGAGCAAAGAAAGAUGUGGAGAAAUUUGCCAUCAAUGACAAACAGGUGGUGCUCUGUGUAUCCGUGGAUGUUUCCAGUGAUUACACUCAAGUGGAAAAUGUAAUCAAACAGGCUCAGGAGAAGCUGGGACCUGUUGACAUGCUGGUGAACUGUGCCGGAACUGCCCUUGCUGGGAAGUUUGAGGAAAUGGAAGUGGAGCGUUUUAAAGAACUGAUGGAACUGAACUACCUGGGCAGCGUUUAUCCAUCACGGGCCGUCAUAACCACGAUGAAGGAGCGAAGAAUGGGCCGCAUCGUGUUUGUGUCCUCCCAAGCGGGCCAGAUCGGGCUCUUCGGAUACACCGCCUACUCUCCAUCCAAGUUCGCGCUCCGCGGCUUAGCGGAGGCGCUGCAGAUGGAGAUGAAGCCGUACAAUAUUUAUGUAACGCUGGCUUUCCCACCUGACACCGAUACUCCGCUACUGGCUGAAGAGAACAAGUCAAAACCCUUAGAAACCAAAUUAAUCUCUGAAACUUCAGGAGUUUGGCAACCAGACCAAGUGGCCAAAAUCCUCGUCAAGGAUGCCGUGCAAGGGAAUUUCAGCAGCUCGGUUGGUCCUGAUGGCUACAUGCUGUCAGCUCUCACCUGUGGGAUGUCCCCCAUCACCUCCAUCACAGAAGGGCUCCAGCAGAUCGUCACCAUGGGGUUAUUUCGGACCAUCGCUCUUUUCUACCUGGGGAGUUUUGACAGCAUCGUGCGCCGCUGCAUGAUUCAGAGGGAACAGUCGAAAGCAGCUGAUAAGAACGAGUAAACGCAGUCUUUACAGUCCUCCUCCACAGCUCCUUCAUUCAGUCUGUUUCUCCGAGUGCACCGUCAUAGGUGGGAGCGAAAGGUCAAGCCCAACAGUUUGAUAUCAGAGAUUAGACGUUUACUUACCGCCUUUUCCGAUGACACACAUGCUAAUUUUAACUUGUGUUCUGAUCACACAGAGGACUUUGGUUUAGUUCCUUCUCUAACGUGAGAGCGGCCUUACUUGAGAGGGGGUGUAGGCAGAAUUACCAUCCCAACUUUUAUAAGAACCCCCCCCCCCCUCCCCUUUGAGAACCACAGAUGUUAAGCUAGCACAGUGCUAACAAGUAGCAACACAGAUGGAAUUCUACCAGAUGUGGCUGAAAACUCAAAACAACCACACAGACGCACAUCUAGUUGCAUGUCUCGGCUUUCUAUUAAGAAUUUUACAGUUUUCUCUAAAUAAACCAGUGAUUCCAUGAGUCUUUGCAGGCAAAGCACCCUCCCUUUGUGACCGUUAUGGUUUAGUCUACGCUGUGGUCCGUGUGUCCCGUAAGCUGUGAAGUUAUAUAACUAUAAUCUUGUCAGAGAGUGAGAGGUUGUUGUUUUCAGGUUUUUAUGUAUAAUAUGACUUUCACCUAACAAUAUUAACAAAAUGUACAUGGUAUGUUGCGGGUGAACUGUGUGAGUGUGUGUGUGUGUUUCUACUGUGACUGGGCCAGCCUGCAAUACACUUACAAAACUAUUUGUCUCGUCAUCCACAAAGUGAGUCAGAAGCCAUGAGGUCAUAGGCUGGGUAGAAAACUCCUCAUGAUUUCACUUUUCACCUGCAGCCCCGGCACCGUUUUCAUCAUCGGGAUUGGCGGUUGUGUGCAUCAGCGCACAUUUUCUGGGUCCUUUGUCACAAUGGUUUGAGUUCAAGUGUUUUGACGGCACUACAGAGAUUAGUUUCACCUAAAAGGUAAAGGUGUUGCAGGUAACUGACAGGUUUCUGACUUUGGUGUUUAGUUUUGCAUUCAGAGACCGCUGCAGGUCUUCCUUUUUGUCCAUUUUUUUAUCAAGAAUGUAACUUAAAUGCCAAACAUUCGAAUCAGGACAUGGGGGAUAUUAUUUUUGAUGCACUAUUUGAAUGCCAAAACCUUUUAAAGCUAUUGUUCCACUAGUAGAAAGUGUUUAUUUUCCAUUUUUCUGGAUGUUGCUGCUCUGUUGAUUGUAGUUUUAAAUAAACACUAACUUGGAGCAACAUUGGGACCCAUCUCAAGCCUUAAAGGGUGAUAAAAGCUAAUGUUAGUGUUGUAAUUUAAUCCAUGUUAGUGAUUUUUAUGUAAUAUGCCAAGUUUCUUUGGUCAGUUUGUGUUUGUAUGAAAUAAAGCCUUAUUUGAUCUAAGAUAUGACGGUGAGAAUUGAUGAUUCACGUUUGAUGACGUUCUCAUUUGAUUUUAGUUAAAGGCAUGUUUUCCCUCCACUGGGGAGUUUUCCAUUUCUGUUUUUGCUUCAGAAGUUCUGUUUUUUUUCCUCUUCUACCUUGAGGUAACAUCACAUAGUUUAAAUGACAUGUAGCUCAUGUUAAAAAAAUGUAACACCUUUACUCUAUGCAAACGGGCUGUGUUUGAAAAUUCAAUAACAGUUCCUUUCAUUUUCCCUAUAAUUAACUGGUAUUUGUGAGAAAGUCUGAAAUUCACUCAUUUCUUGUUGAACUUUUCUUUUUCUGCCAAACAAACUUAACACCUUCACCUUGUGUGCCAUUGAAAGGAAAUGUGAGAAGUGGAACGUUGUCUUAUUUUCUUACAUGAUGAAAUAAACGCCUGUAAAAAUUUAAA